AUGGCCAGCUCCUUCGAGAAGAGUGUCAAGGGCGGCACCAAGAUCAAGCUCGCAGCGCCCAAAUCCAAGUAUGUCGAGCACAUCCUCGUCGCGACGCAUGCCGGCGAGGCAGGUGUUGCUGAGAUCUUCCGCGCCCUCACGAAUCGACUACGCGACUCGACAUGGACCAUCGUAUUCAAGAGCUUAAUCAUCGUACAUCUCAUGAUAAGAGAGGGCGAGCCCGAGGUCACGCUCAAAUACCUGGCGCAGAACCCACACAGAAAGCUGGCCAUCAACCAUUUUACAGAGGUACAGACCCAGGGCCACAAUAUCCGGACCUACUCCGAAUACCUGCUGCGACGUGCGAUCGAAUAUGGCGCCACCAAAGUCGACUACGUGCGCGGCGGCGAGGGGCGGCUUAAGCGGCUGACUGUGGAAAAAGGCCUUCUUCGUGAAGCCGAGAGUGUGCAGGACCAGAUCAGAUCACUGCUCAAGUGCCAGCCCUUCGACGACGAACCAGAAAACGAGAUUACCAUGACAGCGUUCCGAUUGCUCACGAUGGAUUUGCUGGUACUCUUCCAUGUUAUGAACGAGGGCACUAUCAACAUACUCGAGCACUAUUUCGAGCUGUCAAAGCCAGACGCAACGCGCGCGCUGGCAGUAUACCGCACAUUCGUCAAGCAGACGGAAGCUGUCGUCCAAUACCUUAGUCUUGCAAGAGCACACGAACACUCGACAAGACUGGAAAUCCCCAAGAUCAAGCAUGCUCCGACCAGUCUGGCAGCAUCCCUGGAAGAAUAUCUCAACGAUAAGGACUUCGAGAUCAACCGACGACAGUACAUCGCCGAGAAGGAGGCGAAGAAGAACGGGGGCAAGCCUACCAAUGGCGCUAGCAAACCCUUGGAUACGAAGCCUUCCACGUCGAAUGUACCCUCAAACAAUACGAGCAGUCAACAGCCAGCAGCAGCCUCGAAACCCUCCUCCAGCGCACCCUUGAUUGACCUCUUUGCAUCACUCGAGGACAACCAACAGACCAUGGCCACGCAGCCCAUGAUGCAGCAGUAUCCCCAACAAACAGGCUUCCAGGUUCCACAACAGACGGGCUUUCCUCAACAGCAGCAACAGCCCUUUGCUAUGCAGAAUGGCCAGAGCACCAACCCAUUCCAGAUGCAGCAGCCACAGGCGCCGCAGAUGCAGGCACCCCAGCUCCAGUCACAAUUCACAGGCGCAGGCUUUGGAGGCUAUUCGCCUCAACCGUUCGGUGUACAGAAUACCAUGCCUUCAAUACCACAGAAUGGCAUGCCUGAUUAUUCACAACAGCAGCAAAUGCAGAUUCCCACAAUUGCCGAACCCCUACAACCACAACAAACGUCAACAAACCCAUUCCGACAGUCAAUGCUGCCCAGUGCCGAACCCAAGAUGCUCACUAGCCCUACCAGCACUGGAUCGCUCAAUCGGUCAUCCACGAACCCAUUCGCAAAACAAAGUACCGGUUUCUCGCAGUCGCAAUCACCCAUCAAUUCACCACCUUACUCAAUGUCACCCAUUCAAGAAUCACCAUUUGCUCCUAUGCAGCAGCAGCCUUUACAGCCGACUCCAACCGGCACAAAUCCAUUUGCACGGCAGCCCUCGCCGCAGAGUGCCGCAUCCCCACAGGGUGGCCUGACAGUGAACGCUACAGGCAGUACCAAUCCUUUCCGGCAGAGCGCUUUUGUCAACCAGCAAACGGGCCAGGGUUGGCAGAAUACAGGUAGCCAAGGGACGAUGGGCGGAAUGAGCCUGGAUCAGGUACCUACAACGAGUGUCUUUCCACGGCCUGGACAGCAACAGCAGCAAAACUUUCUUGGCUAG
This is a messenger RNA of Alternaria incomplexa, 1830 nucleotides long. RefSeq lists its product as uncharacterized. The transcript has 4 exons. Gene Ontology annotation, cellular component: clathrin-coated vesicle; clathrin-coated pit. Gene Ontology annotation, biological process: clathrin coat assembly; clathrin-dependent endocytosis; vesicle budding from membrane. The record is from RefSeq and is a predicted model, not a curated record. Gene Ontology annotation, molecular function: phosphatidylinositol-4,5-bisphosphate binding; clathrin heavy chain binding; SNARE binding. Bases 1 to 1830 code for a protein of 609 amino acids. Lineage: Eukaryota; Fungi; Ascomycota; Dothideomycetes; Pleosporales; Pleosporaceae.